AUGGACGACAAGGCCGAUAACCGGCGGCCCUCUGUUUCCUUUGCCGACCAGUCCGCCACUGAUGACUCCUCCGAGACGACCCCCAUCGCGACCGACCCCGCCGAAGCUGCUGACGCCGCUGCCGCUGCUCCUGUGCAUGCUCCUCCUCCUGCUCCUGCCCCUAUCGCGACUUGCGCGCCCGUCUCCGCCAGCGCUGCGACCCCCAGCUGUUCAUCUUCAUGGAGCGCCAAUUCGGAUCGACAGCUUGGUCACGCUGUCAGUCCCGACCCUUCAGACCGAGUUUACCCCAUUCGCUCUGUCGUGAGUGUCGACCGCACCGGUAGACACUCCGGUGAGCACGACUACUUUCCGCGACUGCCUGACCACGGUCUAUACCAAGCGCCGCGUCCCGGCAACACUCGCAUCGAUACUACGGCCCUCGAACACAACACCACUCGCCGCGACUCGACUUCGGCACCUACUCCCCGCUCACUUCCCUCUACCGUUACCUCGCCUGCCGAUCGACAGGAUGUGUUUACCAGGAGGAAGAAUACCGGAACAGGACCUUUGUCGAGCGUUCAAGCCGAUGCCGUACGUCACGCCAGCUCGAAGCCUCUUGAGAUUUUCCAGGAUGUGGCCUCAGACGGCGAAGACGAAUCCGCGCAGGGGGAUGAUUCGUCCCAGCACCAGCCGCCUUCCGUGACCGGUCAGCUCGGUGAGCCUGGGUCUGACGGGCUGUUCACGACUCGCUUCAAAUACGUCAUGACGGACGAGGGGCAUCACGUCAUAACCGGCACCGAUAACGUCCUGCAACGAUGCGAAGACGAACCGAUCCAUACUCCUGGUGCUGUUCAAGGGUUCGGCGCUCUGGUGGCGAUUCGGGAGGAAUCCGAUGGACGCUUUUCCGUUCGCUAUGCCAGUGAAAACACCGAGCGCCUGAUGGGUUACUCUCCGCAGCUCCUUUUCCGCCUCAACAGCUUUCUCGACAUACUCACCGAGGAGCAGCAGGAUAACUUGUUGGAUCACAUCGACUUCAUUCGUGACGAAGACGCUGAUCCUGCCAUCAACGGGCCCGAAGUCUUCAGUCUCUCCAUCCGUCCACCCAAAAAGAAGAGUGUUAAGCUUUGGUGCGCUAUUCACAUUAACCCGGCGCACCCUGAUUUGGUCAUUUGCGAGUUCGAAGUAGACGAUGAUCACCAGUACCCGCUACGGCCACCGGAAGAGGCCACACCGAAUACACCAGAAGACACAUUGCAGUCGAACCCCACGAUGGAGGAGCUGGCUGAAAGUACCCAAAUCCUGAGCAAACCAUUGAGGGUCCUCAGGAGCGCCCGGAAGCGUAGAGGCGAUGCGGGUGCUAUGCAGGUAUUCGAUAUCAUGUCUCAGGUUCAAGAGCAGCUGGCGGCUGCUCCGAACUUGGAAGGCUUCCUCAAAAUAUUGGUGGGCAUCGUCAAGGAGCUCACUGGCUUUCACCGAGUCAUGAUUUACCAGUUUGACUCUUCUUUCAACGGCAAAGUCGUCACCGAACUCGUCGACACCACUCAUACGAAGGAUCUGUACAACGGCUUGCAUUUCCCUGCGUCUGAUAUCCCUAGGCAAGCCCGCGAGCUGUACAAGCUGAACAAGGUGAGGCUUCUGUACGACCGCGACCUCGAGACUGCCAGAUUAGUCUGCAAAGCGAAGGAAGACCUCGACCAGCCGCUGGACCUCAGCCAUUCUUACCUACGAGCCAUGUCUCCAAUCCACCUCAAGUACCUGGCAAACAUGGCCGUACGAUCCUCCAUGUCAGUUUCCAUUAACGCCUUCAACGAGCUGUGGGGUCUCAUAGCGUGUCACUCUUAUGGGCCCAAGGGCAUGCGCGUGUCUUUUCCCAUUCGAAAAAUGUGUCGCCUCGUUGGAGACACAGCUUCGAGGAAUAUCGAGAGAUUAUCCUACGCAACCCGGCUUCAGGCUCGAAAGCUCAUCAACACCGCACCUUCAGAAAAGAAUCCGUCUGGAUAUAUUAUUGCCUCUUCCGACGAUCUGCUCAAGUUGUUCGACGCGGAUUUCGGGAUGCUAUCAAUCAAAGGAGAGACAAAGAUACUGGGCAACAUAGCGCAGUCACAGGAAGCGUUGGCAAUGCUCGAGUACUUGCGCCUGCGUGAGCUGUCAUCCGUUGUUACCUCCCAGGAUAUCCGAGAAGACUUUCCCGACCUACGUUACCCUCUCGGAUUCACCGUCAUUGCCGGCUUGCUUUACGUCCCCCUAAGUGUCGGAGGGAACGAUUUUAUUGUCUUCUUCCGGAAAGGGCAAGUCAAAGAAGUGAAGUGGGCUGGCAAUCCGUACGAGAAGACGUUGCGUGAAGGAACCGCUGCCUACCUCGAGCCCAGAAAAAGCUUCAAGACAUGGCAUGAGACGGUAUUGGGCAAAUGCAGGGAGUGGUCGGAGGAACAGGUCGAGACGGCGGCUGUACUUUGUCUGGUGUACGGCAAGUUCAUCGAAGUAUGGAGACAAAAGGAGGCCGCAUUGCAGAGCAGCAGACUCACCCGACUCCUCCUCGCGAAUUCCGCACACGAAGUACGCACCCCGCUCAACGCUAUCAUCAAUUACCUGGAAAUUGCGUUGGAAGGCUCGUUGGACCAAGAAACUCGCGACAACCUUGCCAAAUCCCAUUCAGCGUCCAAGUCUUUGAUCUAUGUCAUCAACGACUUGCUCGACUUGACCCAGACGGAAGAGGGUCAAAAUUUGAUCAAAGACGAGGUAUUUGACUUUGCCAUGUGUAUUCGUGAAGCAACAGACGCUUUCACGAAUGACGCCAAGAGAAAAGGCAUCGAGUAUCAGGUAAUCGAGCAUCCCGGCCUUCCUCACCACGUAUGUGGGGACAGCCGGCGUCUGCGACAGGCCAUUUCCAACGUCACGGCCAACGCUGUACAAAACACUUCUAGUGGCUACGUGAAGGUCGAACUUUAUGUCAGUGAAGUUCUCGAGAGACGUGUGCGUGUCGAGAUCGUCGUCGAGGAUACUGGCAAAGGAAUGACGGCCAAGCAGUUGGAUACUCUUUUUCGAGACCUCGAGCAGGUUAGCGUCGAACUCGAUGAAACGACCAUGCCCGCUGAGGAUGAAAAAGAUGGAAAAGAGGAUAGAAUUUUGGGUUUGGGCCUGGCGGUCGUUGCCAGAAUCGUCCGCAACAUGGAUGGCCAACUACGCCUCAAAUCAGAACAGGGCAUGGGGUCGAGAUUCGUUAUUCAGUUGCCUUUCGACCUACCGGAGGACUCACCCGCCCCAGUAGAAGGCUCGAAGCCGACGACGUCCAUUGCAGCCUCCAGUGCUGCGUCCGUCACUACGACGGUUUUGCCAGACAACGAUGGCGAAAUGAUGCUUAUCGACCGAGGGAGCAAAACACAGAGUACCGAAGAUCACAUGAACCCGAUUCUAGGGGACUCGGGCCCGACGGCCGAAACCCAAAGUCUUGGGAGCCAGAAAAGCGCUGCCACGGGGGCUAGCAGAGCUAGCGACAUGAGCUCCCGAAGCGAUGCGGACCGAUUGAUUGACGCGAUCCAGACCCCGUUGUCCAUCGGUGAAUCGGCCUCUCAGCGGAACUUCUCAAGGGAAAAUUUUCAGCGACCGACGACAGCAGACAGCAACAGCUCAUCGGCUACUGCUGCCCGAGGUAUGGAUGUACCUAGACCGCGCCGUACAGAUCCCACAGCCACCUCCGACACACUGCCCCGGCCUGAGGUUGGGUUUAGUAGUGUCACAGAUACCAAAACACCUAUCAAGGCCGUGAAGGUGCCCGACGAAUACACCCAUCAGCCGUGUAGGCCUCAGGAAAGUGAUACCUCCGGAAUUCUCUUUGAGAUACCGUCCAAGAACCGGGCGACUUCAGAAGCCGGCACAAUAGGCACCUCCACCAGUGUUGCAUCGGGAAUGGACAAUACCAAGCUACAAGUGCUCAUCGCCGAGGACGAUCCGAUCAACUCGAGAAUCUUGCGCAAACGAUUGGAGAAGACAGGCCAUCAGGUGUCGCAUGCUGUCAAUGGCGAAGACUGCGCAACAGUCUAUCGCGAGAAGUCCAACGCCUUCGACGUGGUUCUGAUGGAUAUGCAGAUGCCGAUAGUGGACGGACUCACAAGCACCAAGAUGAUACGAGCGUUCGAAAAGUCCAAUGACCAUGGAGGACAUUCUUCGAUAGCGAGCCACAAUGGCCGAAUUCCAAUUUUUGCAGUUUCCGCAUCCCUCAUCGAGCGCGAGAAGGGCAAGUACAUCGAUUCUGGCUUCGACGGGUGGAUUCUUAAACCUAUCGAUUUCAGGCGGCUCAACACGUUGUUGCUUGGAAUCGUGGAGGACGAUGUCCGCGCAUCUUGCCUAUAUGCGCCUGGACAGUGGGAGCGCGGUGGCUGGUUCAACGUCAGAGAUCGUCGCGAUGAAGAUGGCCCAACGACGCUCAAAGAAGAAGAAAAAGAAGCAUCAUCAAGCCCGUCGUCGGAUGGGAAAAGCCAGAGUACGGCAAAGGCGGAUGCCGCUUCGUGA
Colletotrichum karsti is the source of this 4488-nucleotide messenger RNA. Its product is annotated as hsp90-like protein. The coding region runs from base 1 to 4488 and encodes 1495 amino acids. NCBI's taxonomy places the organism in Eukaryota, Fungi, Ascomycota, Sordariomycetes, Glomerellales, Glomerellaceae. The transcript is spliced from 2 exons. The record is from RefSeq and is a predicted model, not a curated record. Gene Ontology annotation, molecular function: protein binding; phosphorelay sensor kinase activity. Gene Ontology annotation, biological process: regulation of DNA-templated transcription; phosphorelay signal transduction system; detection of visible light.